Messenger RNA from Amoebophrya sp. A25, 2956 nucleotides. NCBI's taxonomy places the organism in Eukaryota, Dinophyceae, Syndiniales, Amoebophryaceae. The record is from the annotation of a GenBank genome assembly.
AGGCAAAUCUUAGGCAGACUGCCGCAUGCAUUCACAUUAUCAUCAACGAGACGUCCAUUAACAUAACCAAGUAAAAGUGCAUGACGUCCAUUUUGUCUGUCGAUUGCAAUUGUGUUGAGUAUUCCAUUGUGUCUCCGUCGUCCUUCCAUCAACAUAGAGUUGUUGAUAUAACGAACUUACUAAUUUUUCUUACAACGACCACCUUUUGUAUUACACCAUAAGUGAGUUUGUCGUGCUUGAUAGGAACUUAUUUGAAAUUUUGAAAAAAGAUGGUUCAGUCGUUUCCAUCUUGCUUUCAUGUGCUCAGCGUGGCAGCUGCACUCGCCGCAUCCGGUGUAAAUGGCCGUAGCCUGGCAGGCUUUACUCCGGCACUUGCACCUUCCACCUAUGCCUCGUCCCACGGGUGUCAGACAGGUUCGCCUACCAAAGAUGGAAACUAAAUUCAAAUGUUGAGCCAAGUUGUUCUCGCAGACAUAAACUAGCCACAAAAAAUCACUCUUCAACAACGGCUCGACAAAAAAAUAAUGUCACAUUCAUGUGCAGUUGUGGAUCUCCAACAACAGUCAGAAUUUGAGAGUGACAACACUCACAGGUAGUUCUUCCCCUCCCUGCUCCGGCGCCACUCGUUUUGCCAAGAACAUAGAUGAUGGCACGAAGACGAACCAAGCUGCUGGAGAUGUUGCUGUAGUUACAAGUUCUACAACAGCUACCGGGAGCUCGUGUAACAAAUUAAGAGCGGGUCGUGUAGCAGCCGCCACGUCUGGAUUGAUGGCUUUGGCUAUGCGUGGAGCAAAUUUGACUGCGAACCGGCGUCGUCGUCCAGUCGUCAAAAAAGACCCGGUCAGACGCGUCGCUGUCACAGUAAGACUGCCAGAAGUUUUGAAGGUAUUGAUACGUUGAUGUCGUCUACUAGUGGGAUGGAAGAAGUUCAUUACAAAAUCACGUUUAUCGAUAAUGCAAGUCGAACUAUGAUGCAACUGUUGCUAUCUACUUGUGCUGCACAUUAUUAAUAGCCCUAUCAUAUUAUUAUUGCUCAAGAACAGGAGUCGCGUGAGUCAAUCAGUCUCAGUCAAUCAAUCAAACAGGUCGAGCCCUCGAAGGAUCAUCAGUCGAGUCCGACGCCGCUGGCUGAUGCUAUGGAAGUCGAUGAAACCAGGGACCCUGAGGCCUCAAAAAGUACUGUGACGGUGUACAUUGUUAUGAGUGCUUGAAUCCAGAGUUGGCUGAGCCUGUGGCUUGAUCAUAUCUGAGACGGAAAAACAACCACAGGAGGUUGUAGAGAGGUAUAGUUUAGUGAUCAUGUGAGAGAAGCGAGGCUUACGUAGUGACCGAAGCACUUAAGGGUCACCGCCUAAGCGGCAUGCCCCUUAAGUGCUUCACUACGUGUUGCUUAAGUGAUGACCGAAGCACUUAAGUGUCACCGCUUAAGCGGCAUGCCCCUUAAGUGCUUCACUAAGUGUUGCUUAAGUGCUUCACUAAGUGUUGCUUAAGUGCUUCACUAAGUGUUGCUUAAGUGAUGACCGAAGCACUUAAGUGUCGCCGCUUAAGCGGCAUGCCCCUUAAGUGCUUCGCUAAGUGUUGCUUAAGUGCUUCACUAAGUGUUGCUCAAGUGCUUCAUUAAGUGUUGCUUAAGUGAUGACUGAAGCACUUAAGGGUCACUGCUUGAGCGAUGCGCCGCUCAAUUGCUUCGCUAGGUGUUGCCUCGCUAUGUGCCUCGUAACUAGUUCCUGAGACACUUAAUCGGGCCGUCCCUUAUGUGCCUCGCGAAGUGCCUCGUGAGGACUAGUGCCUGAGGCACUUAAGGGACGCGUCCCGUAUGUGCCUCUGCUGACGCCUUGUGACUCGCUCCAUACGCACUUCUUGUCUUUCUCUAACAACGAAAUCCCGGAAAGUUCCUGCAAAGGAAUGUGGUGCGGCGCGUUUGAUACAGUGCCUUUCCUGCGCCAACUGGAGGAGUACAUUACGUGGACGAAAAAGGAAGUGAAAGACGGAGACAUCUUACCGUACGAUACCUUGAAGUUAUGAUGAUUGAUGAUAGGUGGAAUAGGUCCUAGUGGUGCCCUAGUGGUGCUAAACACAGAAGUGGUUGAGGUUGACUUGGGUUAAGAAUAUCACGGACACUAUAGUCGCACUCUAAUCAACGAGGGGAUCGAAACGUUGUUAGGCGAGCCGAUUCGCACGAACUUCGGACCACCUGGACAGAGUAACGGAGAGGCCUGUGCCGAUUUCUAUUGUUUUUGAAGCUUAUUAUGUUUGUUGUAAAUAGGCAUUACUUGUGAUGAAAAUAUCCUGUGACUGAAGAAAGAUUUUGUAGUUGUCGUGAAUAUUGAUUUUAUGUCUUCUUGUUUUCAUAGAACGAAAGGUAAUCUCGAAUCACGUGCAUAGGGGUUAUCAUUUUCCUGUCUAAUGAUGUCCAGCGUAACAAUUAUCAAAGGAUGACCCAACAAUUUCUUCGUUGGUGUCAUCGCUAGAAGAUUAAUACACUAAAUCAAUAGGAGAAGACUCGUGACCGCAGGAUCAAGUUUAGUAUUCGUCGCAGCAUCGUGUCUACUCAACUAGUAUUUUCCGCUUUCUGACUACUUUCUCAAUAUUUUGUCUCUUGUUUUAAUCAGCCGUGCGGCAGAGGUUCUAAACUUCUGCGUGUCCUGCGCAUAGCGGCGUUAUCUUCGUGGAAGCUACAGCAUCACUGUAGCUGCGUUGAGUCGUCAGUUUUAUACUGAUCUAAUACCUCCGUAUACUGAUCUAAUACCAUCUUCGAGGAAUCAAUGUUUGUAGUCGAUGUCGCAGUGCUAGACGUCGUCUAUUGAGAAUACAGCCUAAAUCUUUUAAGAAUAAAGUCUAGAUCUUUUGAGAAUAAAGCAUAAAACCAUACUUGUGAAUCAUUUAUUGUGAUUGCAAAUUCAAACAACAAGUGCAUGCUGUAAGCAUAGAAGUGUGUCCUAAUCGGUGAGUAAAU